AUGGAAGCUCUUAUUAUGGAGGAUCACUCAUUCGAACGCAACAGUAGGGAAUGUGGUUUUAAGGCACGAGACAUAGCUGGUGUGAAUGGAGAGAGUUCGAAUUUAAUUGGGGAAAUUGUUGAUCGAAUACAGAUGGAAGAAGCUCUAUCGUCACUUACAUUCAAGGGCUCUGUUCCAGAAGCCAUCUUUGAAGCUAAAAGGCAGAAGAAGCUUUUUGUUGUCUACAUCUCUGGAGACGACGAAGAGUCAGAUAAGUUGAACAAAUUGACAUGGCCCGAUGCAUCGGUGGCAGAGUCGCUGUCCAAGUACUGUAUAUUGUUGCAUAUUGAAGCUGCAAGUGUUGACGCCACAAACUUCUCCGCAAUAUACCCAUAUUCAUAUGUGCCUUGUAUAGCUGCCAUUGGAUUCAGUGGUGCACAAGUUUGGAAAAAUGAAGGAUUUAUUGCUGCUGAAGAACUUGCAUCCAGUUUAGACAAGGCGUGGGUGGGACUUCAUAUCCAGGAAACAAUCCUUUCAGCAGCACUUGCAUCAAAGAACUCAGAGCAACCUGCCUCUUGUGCUACUAAUGCUGUCUUGCCUUCUCAAGGUGGUUCUUUAGAUGCAGCUGUUUCAUCUCAGUCAACGGUGACAUCAGAAGAAACCAAUGAUGGCACAGUUGCAGUUAAGGGGAAAGAAUCUGCUGAGCCGAGUAAUGUGUGUGAUACUAGCAGUAAUCAGCCAGCUUCUUCUACUGAUGGAACAAAGGCCAAUGUUGAACAUGGAGCAACAGAGACUUCCUCGCGUGUUCAGGCAAAGAAGGAGCCAGUUCGUCCUGCAGCCUUAAGACCAGAUGAUAAUGCAUCCAGCGUUCAAUCUUCUACCGAUAGAAAAAGGAAACAGGGAAUAUUGGUCAACAAAGCUGAUAGUGGUUCAGGUGUUAGUGGAAGGGACAUUAGUUUAGCAAAAUCUGUUGGCACAAAAGAGGACACAAAGCCUAAGGAAGAAGGAGGAGAGGAAGAAGAUGGAGAAAGUUCCAAAAAGUCAUCUGAUGUACAUUUAAACAUUCGUUUACCUGAUGGUGGUAGCCUUCAGGAGAAGUUUUCUGUGACAAGCAUAUUGAGAAUGGUCAAGGAUUUUGUGAACAGUAACCAAACAAUCGGACUUGGUGCUUAUGAUCUUGCCGUUCCUUACCCUCGUAAGGUAUAUAGUGACCAAGAUUUGGAUAAGUCUCUAUCCGAGUUGGGUUUGUUUGAUAGACAAGCACUUGUAGUGGUUCCGCAUAAAAGAGCAAGUGUCUAUCAAAGAGAACCAUCUUCCUCUGAGUCUAACAACAACACAGACGCUGAAAACCUUAACAAUGGCGGUUACUUUGCGUAUGUUAGAAGACUGAUGUCUUAUGUAAAUCCUUUUUCAUAUUUUGGCGGUGGAACUGCAAAUCCAUCAAGCUCUGGACCAGAACGUCAAGGAGCGAAUCCGGAGGUGAGAAACAAUCUGGCGCAAGCUGGCUUGUCGUCGUUUCAAGAUCCAUCGGAAGGUAGGAGCAAUGUUCGGAACAGGAGACCAACCACUUCUCGGAUCGGAAGUAACAUCCAUACUCUAAAUCACGAUGAAGAAGACGCUCCGUUUGGUGAUGGAAACGCGUUUUGGAACGGAAACUCCACACAGUAUGGUGGUGGAAGCGGAGGAGACGGUGAUGAUAGGCGAUGA
Microthlaspi erraticum is the source of this 1686-nucleotide messenger RNA. The record is from the annotation of a GenBank genome assembly. Lineage: Eukaryota; Viridiplantae; Streptophyta; Magnoliopsida; Brassicales; Brassicaceae.